Messenger RNA from Calliphora vicina (urban bluebottle blowfly), 825 nucleotides. Its product is annotated as serine protease 1-like. Lineage: Eukaryota; Metazoa; Arthropoda; Insecta; Diptera; Calliphoridae. The coding region runs from base 10 to 825 and encodes 271 amino acids. The record is from RefSeq and is a predicted model, not a curated record. Gene Ontology annotation, molecular function: serine-type endopeptidase activity. The transcript has a single exon. Gene Ontology annotation, biological process: proteolysis.
CAGAGCAACAUGAAAUUCUUAAUUGUAUUCGCUUUGGCUUUGGCCACAGCUUCAGCCUUCGAUUUACGCAGCAAUGAUAUCGUAUCUCGCAGUCUUGUUGUAGAACCUGAGGGUCGCAUUACAAAUGGUCAAGAUGCUGAAUUGGGUCAAUUCCCCUACCAAGUGGGUCUAUCCUUGAAACUUAGUGCCACCGAGUCCUCCUGGUGUGGUGGUUCUGUGAUCGGCAACGAAUGGGUAUUGACUGCUGCUCACUGUACCGAUGGUGUUAAAUCUGUUACUGUGUAUUUGGGUGCCACCGUUCGCACAAAUGCUGAAGUUAAAUACACCGUUAGCCCCAGCGAUAUCAUCAUUCAUGCUGGCUGGAACAGCGAUACUUUGAAGAACGACAUUUCCUUGAUCAAGAUCCCUGCCACCGCUUACACCGCCAAGAUUCAACCCGUUGAAUUGCCCUCCAUUGCCAGCUCUUACUCCACCUAUGCUGGUGAAAAGGUUGUUGCUUCUGGCUGGGGUCUUAUUUCCGACUCAGCUACCAGUGUUACCAACGAUUUGCAAUGGGCUCGCAUGCAAGUCAUCACCAACUCCGUCUGUGCCAGAACUUAUGGUUCUACCAUUACCUCCUCCAAUUUGUGCGUCUCCACUCCCGGUGGUGUUUCCACCUGUAGAGGUGAUUCCGGUGGCCCAUUGGUUUUGGAAUCCAGCAAGGUUCAAGUUGGUUUGACUUCUUUCGGUUCUAUUGCUGGCUGUGCCAAGGGUUAUCCAGCUGCCUUCACUCGUGUCACCAGCUACUUGGAAUGGAUCGAAGCCAACACUGGCAUUUCCCACUAA